AAUCCCCAAAAGGUCCAUCCAUGAGCUAACCAUGAUAAACUUUCAUGGAAUAUAUAAUUUACUUUUAUUUUCACUUGCACUUUCAUCGCUAAAAUACCCUAAAAUAUUUCUGCACAAACAAUUCUGCACAGCGGCGGAGCCGGAGCCGGAGGCACCUCUACGGCUACUUGUCCGAUCACAUCCAGCUUUCUCUAGUUCCAUAAGCACUGUGUGAGAUGGCAGGAAGAAAUCGCAUUCCUCGGGAAGCAUUUGAUAACCGCCGGGGCUUUCUUGCAGAAGGGCAUAUUGCCCGGGGUCCUAUGCCUCGACCCACUCCUCAUCCUGCCUUGUUAGAGGAGGAACUUGAAAUACAACAUCUUGAGAUACGCAGACUUCUGGGUGAAAACAGGAGAUUAGUUGAAGAUCGAAUAGCUCUUCAACGGGAAUCAGCUGCUGCAAAGGAGGAGGUAUAUCGAAUGAACCUUGCCAUAGGUGAUAUGCAAGCGGAGCAUGAAAUUCGCUCCAGGGAACUUAUCGAAAGAGGUUUGAAGCUUGAAGGGGAUCUUCGAGCUACAGAACCUCUGAAAAAUGAGGCUAAACAGCUCCAUGUUGAAGUUCAGAAGCUUAAUAUUAUGAAGCAGGAUCUAACUGGCCAGGUACAGACCCUCACCAAGGACCUUGCCAAGCUACAAGCUGAAAGCCAACAGAUUCCUCAUUUCAGGGGUGAGAUUGAUGGGCUGCAUCAAGAGCUUUUGCGCGCUAGGUCUGCCAUUGAGUACGAAAAGAAGGCAAAAGUUGAACUCAUGGAUCAGAGACAGGCAAUGGAGACAAAUUUGGUUACUAUGGCACGUGAAGUUGAGAAGCUACGAGCUGAGCUUUCUAAUUCUGAUGGUAGAGCAUGGGCUGCAGGUGGAUCAUAUGGGAUGAGAUAUGGAAGACAUGAUGCAAGUUUCCCUGCACCUUAUGGCGAGGGAUAUGGGGUUCAUAUGGGUGCUGCUGACAAGGGUCCUUUGUAUGGUGCUGCUUCAGCUUCACGGGGAGGACUUGAGAAACCUCAAAUGAAUCGUCGCUGAGGUGUUCUCUGUUCGCUUGCUGUCCAAUAGGAAGAAGGGCCUCUCUUUUAUUCUUGUAGUUGUGUUUAUAUUUUCGAGUCUCUGAUGUGGAACCAUAAUAUUCGGGUACUGAAGUACUGUGUGCUGCCUUUUAUCUUAAACUGUAUAGGGUAAUUAAGGCUCUUCCAUAGUUGAUGGAACUGGAUUUUUUUAAUUAAUGCCUAAUGUUAUGACUUUGUAGUUUAAAUAGCAAUGUUUGAGUUCGUUGCGUACA
Messenger RNA from Solanum stenotomum, 1305 nucleotides. Its product is annotated as protein FLX-like 3. The record is from RefSeq and is a predicted model, not a curated record. The transcript is spliced from 5 exons. Bases 216 to 1052 code for a protein of 278 amino acids. NCBI's taxonomy places the organism in Eukaryota, Viridiplantae, Streptophyta, Magnoliopsida, Solanales, Solanaceae.